Molecule: messenger RNA, 560 nt
Organism: Aspergillus brunneoviolaceus CBS 621.78
Lineage: Eukaryota; Fungi; Ascomycota; Eurotiomycetes; Eurotiales; Aspergillaceae
Exons: 1
Coding region: 39-299 (86 amino acids)
Source: RefSeq, a predicted model, not a curated record
CCUCAAAAAAACCCAAACCUCCUGUGGCAACGUCCGAUAUGCACCCAACCCACCGCCAACAACCAACUUCCUCAAACCAGCCUUCACAUACCCCGGCACCUCCCAAACGUCCUCCGUCAACAUCCCAACCGGCAUCCCCACUCCCCAGAUCCUCCGACAGUAGAACGCCAACCCAAACGGCUUCCCCGCCUGCAGAAACCCCUCGAUCUGCGCGUCGACCGCCUCGAUCGUCUCCGCCGCGCUCAGCGUGCGGGUUCCAUGCCGCUCCGUCAGCGCGGCUGCGAUCUCGUCACCGGUAGGCCGGAGCUCCGAGAGCGUGAGCGUGCGGUUUUUCAGCUGGUCGAGCGGUGCCCUGAUCGGCUUGAGAUAACAACUACCGUACUGACCCACCUUCCUUUUGCCAAGAACUAUUUCAUACUUAAAGAAGCUGUCCAAAGUCUGCUUUGGAGUACGUACCCCACGAGCGAUAUGCUCACCGAUGCACCAUCAACUCAAACGAACCAGGUCUUCUUUCAACUUGCUCGAUACUCAUAUAUGAUCUGUCUCAGCCUUUCUCCAUU